AUGUCAAUUCCUCGCUUGGAACUACAAGCAGCUAUAUUGGGUGUCCGCUUAAAAUCUUCUAUCUUAGCUGGCCAUAGCAGGAAUGCGGACCAAGUAUAUUACUGGAGUGAUUCAAAAACAGUUAUUAGAUGGAUCAAUUCCAGCAGUUGCCGUUUUAAGCAAUUUGUAGAACAUAGGAUCUCAGAAAUAUUAGAAGAAAGUGAACAGACACAAUGGAACUGGCUACCCACAACUGAAAAUAUCGCUGAUGAAGCGACGCGUGCUCGGUUUCCAGUAAAUUUGGAAUCCAGUUCAAGGUGGUUUCUUGGCCCAAACUUCUUAUAUUUAGAUACAAAUAAUUGGCCUCGGGAAAAAGUCGAUGUGAGUGAUGUCGAAAUAGAAGAAGCGUUGGAAAUCAGAGCACCAUUAUUCCAUGCCACCGUAAUCAGCAAACUAAUUGACAUUCACAGAUUUUCAAACUUUUCUAGGCUUAAGAGAACCGUAGCUUGGGUUUUUCGAUUUAUUUCAAACUGUAAGCGAAUUUCUUCAAUGCAUCAUAAAAGUGGCGAACUAACACCUCAGGAAGAAUCAGCAGCGGAAAUAUACUUGUCAGCAGAGGUACAAAAGGACGCCUAUCGAGACGAAUACAAGUGUUUAAAGUCACAGACAUGUAUAUCGAAAACAAGUUCACUACUCUCACUGAAUCCUAUAUACGAUAGUCGGAAUGAUCUCAUAAGAGCUGACGGAAGAAUUUCUACCGCUUCAUUUUUGCCAGCUGCUGCCCAACGUCCAAUUAUUCUACCAAAAACACAUUAUUUCACAGAGCUUCUUGUUGCAUACUAUCAUCGAAAGUUUCAUCAUCAAAACCAAGACUUGAUAACAUGUGAAAUACGUCGUAAGUUUUGGAUACCAUCUUUAAAAGUACUUGUACGAAAAACAAAAUCAAACUGCCGAACAUGUAAAAUCAUAAAUGCCACGCCACGCCAGCCCCUUAUGGCUCCUUUGCCUAGGGAUCGAACAACACCGUAUGUAAGCCCAUUUAGUUACACAGGGGUUGAUUUAUUCGGCCCCGUUCAUAUUAAGAACCGUAGAAACCAAGAAAAAAGAUGGGUUUCGGUAUUUACCUGUAUAACUACUCGAGCGAUACAUCUAGAAAUAUGUCAUGAUCAAUCUACGGACGCAUUUCUCAUGAGCUUAAGGAAUUUUAUGAAUAGACGAGGAGUUCCCGUUCGAAUAAGGAGUGAUUGUGGAUCAAAUUUUCUAGGAAUCGACAAAGAGCUUAGAAAUGUUCCCGAUUUUCUUGACCAUGAAGCUAUGAAAUCUUCCUUGACUCCACUAGGCAUCGAAUGGAUAUUCAAUAGUCCAAAAUAUCCGAAUGCAGGUGGCUGUUGGGAAAGACUAAUUGGAAUUGUCAAAAGAGUAUUAAGGGUUGUAUUAACAGAACAAACACCGAAGUUAGAAACCUUACAAAGCGUCUUGUGUGAAGCAGAAAACAUCGUAAACAGCAGGCCUUUAACUGAUAUUCCUGUAUCUAUAGAUGAACCGGAACCAAUAACACCAAAUCAUUUUUUAAUGGGAAAGCCGAAUUCCAGUCAAACACCUGGACCUUAUAACUGGAAGCACAUUAACAUGAGAAAACAAUGGCGCAUCGUACAACAACUUAAAAAUAUGUUUUGGAAGCAAUGGGUUCGGCAAUAUUUACCGGAUCUUACUAGACGAGCUAAGUGGUGUCAACGAUCGGAACCAAUCAAAAUAAACGAUCUCGUUUUUGUAUGUGAAAUUGAUUCUCCAAGGUCACAAUGGUUAAGAGGCAAGGUAACAGAAACUUAUCAAGGCAAAGAUGGCGUAAUUAGAACAGUUGAAGUCACCACGGCAAACAAAACCAAAUUUCGUCGCCCGGUUUCCCGGUUGGCAGUUUUGGACGUCGAGCAACAUUGUAGUGAAUCCAAAUAA
Eupeodes corollae is the source of this 1932-nucleotide messenger RNA. RefSeq lists its product as uncharacterized. Gene Ontology annotation, molecular function: nucleic acid binding. The transcript has a single exon. NCBI's taxonomy places the organism in Eukaryota, Metazoa, Arthropoda, Insecta, Diptera, Syrphidae. The record is from RefSeq and is a predicted model, not a curated record. The coding region runs from base 1 to 1932 and encodes 643 amino acids. Gene Ontology annotation, biological process: DNA integration.